AUGGUUGCCUUCACCUCCGUCUUCGCUGGGCUUACGCUCGUAGCUGGUUCUCUCGCCGCCCCCACCGAAGAAGGCAUGUUCUCCAAGAUUUCCAAGCGAGCUGGUACUCCCAACAGCUCUGGAAUGCAUGAUGGAUUUUACUACUCUUGGUGGUCUGACGGCGGUGCCGAUGCCACUUACACCAACGGUGCUGGCGGAUCUUACUCCAUGGAGUGGAAGGACGGUGGUAACGUAGUCGGUGGCAAGGGCUUCAACCCCGGUAAAGCACGAACCAUCAGCUUUUCCGGAGAGUACACCCCCAACGGUAACAGCUACCUCUCCAUCUACGGCUGGACCAAGAGCCCUCUCGUCGAGUACUACAUCGUCGAGACAUUCGGCACCUACGACCCCUCCAGCGGCGCUCAGAGCAAGGGAACCGUUGAUAUUGACGGCAGCACCUACGAGAUCUUCGAGACCACCCGCACCAACGCCCCCUCUAUCGACGGCACCCAGACCUUCCAGCAGUACUGGUCCGUCCGCAAGGAGCACCGCUCCCAGGGCAGCGUCGAUGUCGGCGCCCACUUCGACGCCUGGGAGAAGGCCGGCAUGAAGCUCGGUACUCACGACUACCAGAUUGUCGCUACCGAGGGUUACUUCAGCAGCGGCUCUUCUUCCAUCACUGUCUCUGAGGGUGCUUCUACUGGCGGUGAUGCCGGUAACGCUACUCAGCCUGAUGCCGGCAACGGUCAGGCUCAACCCGACGCUGGUAACGAUCAGCAGCAGCCUGCUACUGGAAGCGAUGGACAGCAGCAGGGUGGCAACAGCAACCCUUUCGGAGGUAACCAGCCCCAGCAGCAGCAAGCCGAGGGUGACGCUAACGAGCCUUGCCAAUAA
Molecule: messenger RNA, 873 nt
Organism: Fusarium sp. VM40
Lineage: Eukaryota; Fungi; Ascomycota; Sordariomycetes; Hypocreales; Nectriaceae
Source: the annotation of a GenBank genome assembly